UACCACGUCUGCUGUACUUUUUGAGAUCCCACCUCCUUUAGAAAUACUAUGUUAAUUUUUUUGAAUCAGAAAAUAAUUUAAAAAAUUCAGCAAGUUAAUUCUUCUAUAUUACACACAAUUAGUGCUUUAAACAGUUUAGUAUCGAGUUUCGAAUCUUUAAAUUUUAGUAAACAUUGGACAAAAAGUUCUUUGGUAUUUCUAUUAGAAGGUUAAAGAGUUAAAUAUUACAAUUAUUGUAAAAUUACGUGAUGACGUUUAUAUUACGACCCUUAACGUUAAAGAGUACAUUAAAAAAGACACUUUUAUCAAUUGAUUGUUUCAAUAAGAUGAGAAAUUCAUUAGUGCAUACAUCGAAACCGUUAUUACAUGGAGAAUACGAAAUGCAGGAUCCAAAAUCAGAAGCCGAUAUAGUAAAUAUUACAUUUGUGGAUAAAACAGGAAAAAAAAUACCAGUAAAAGGUAAAAUAGGAGAUAAUGUACUUUAUUUAGCACAUAGAUAUGGAAUUGAAAUGGAAGGGGCAUGUGAAGCUUCUCUUGCUUGUACUACAUGCCAUGUAUAUGUACAUUAUGAUUAUUUAAAUAAACUUCCACAAGCAGAGGAACAAGAAGAGGAUCUAUUGGAUUUAGCACCUUUUUUAAAAGAAAAUUCUAGAUUAGGUUGUCAAAUAAUAUUAUCUAAGGAAUUGGAUGGUAUAGUAUUAGAAUUACCUAAAGCAACUAGAAACUUUUAUGUUGAUGGUCAUACUCCAGCUCCACAUUAAAAUAGAUAUCAUGUAUAAAUAUAUUUAAUUAAUUAAUUUGUAUAUCUUAGCAAAUGAAUUUGCUAAAAAAUAUUCAUAAAUUGUAUAAAAGAUAGUUAUAUUAUUUAAAUAAAUAUGUUAAUUUUCAUAAAUUAA
Messenger RNA from Vespa crabro (European hornet), 896 nucleotides. It is a transcript of the gene Fdx1, whose product is annotated as adrenodoxin-like protein 1, mitochondrial. The coding region runs from base 249 to 761 and encodes 170 amino acids. Gene Ontology annotation, biological process: P450-containing electron transport chain; positive regulation of oxidoreductase activity. Gene Ontology annotation, molecular function: 2 iron, 2 sulfur cluster binding. Gene Ontology annotation, cellular component: mitochondrion. NCBI's taxonomy places the organism in Eukaryota, Metazoa, Arthropoda, Insecta, Hymenoptera, Vespidae. The transcript has 4 exons. The record is from RefSeq and is a predicted model, not a curated record.